CUGGCGGCCAUGGCGCACCGCUGCCUGCUGCUCUGGGGCCGGGGCGGCUGCUGGCCCCGCGGCCUGCCCCCGCUGCUCGUGCCCGGCCGUGGCGCGGGACUCCGAGGGCGGCCCUGCCUCCGCACGCUUUACCGAUAUGCUACGACUCAGGCAACAGCCAGCAGAAACUCUUUUUUGACAGAUGUAAUUGCUGUUUAUCGAAGAUUCUGUUCUCGACCUCCAAAAGGGUUUGAAAAAUAUUUUCCUAAUGGAAAAAAUGGAAAAAAGCCUAGUGAAGCUAAAGAAGUUACAGGAGAAAAAAAAGAAUCAAAGCCAUCCGGUACUUCACGCCCUUCUGGAGGAGCUGGGGGUGGUGGAAAACGAGGUGGCAAGAAAGAUGAUUCUCAUUGGUGGUCCAGGUUUCAGAAGGGUGACUUUCCAUGGGAUGACAAAGAAUUCAGGAUGUACUUUCUCUGGACUGCUCUCUUUUGGGGUGGAGUCAUGUUUUACUUCCUGUUCAGGAGCUCAGGGAGAGAAAUCACAUGGAAGGACUUUGUCAAUAACUAUCUUUCCAAAGGAGUAGUGGACAGACUGGAAGUUGUCAAUAAGCGUUUUGUUCGUGUGACUUUCACUCCAGGAAAAACCCCUGUGGAUGGGCAAUAUGUCUGGUUUAAUAUUGGCAGCGUGGACACCUUUGAGCGAAAUCUGGAAACUUUGCAGCAGGAAUUGGGCAUUGAAGGGGAGAACCGGGUUCCUGUUGUCUACAUCGCUGAAAGUGAUGGUUCAUUUCUCCUGAGCAUGUUGCCCACGGUUCUCAUCAUUGCUUUCUUACUCUACACCAUCCGGAGAGGACCUGCUGGUAUUGGGCGAACAGGCCGGGGCAUGGGGGGACUCUUCAGCGUUGGAGAAACUACUGCCAAGGUCUUGAAAGACGAGAUAGAUGUGAAGUUCAAAGAUGUGGCUGGCUGUGAGGAGGCCAAGCUCGAGAUAAUGGAAUUUGUGAAUUUCUUGAAAAACCCAAAGCAGUAUCAAGACUUAGGAGCAAAAAUCCCAAAGGGUGCCAUUCUCACGGGUCCUCCAGGCACUGGAAAAACUCUGCUUGCCAAGGCCACGGCUGGAGAAGCCAAUGUGCCCUUCAUCACUGUCAGUGGAUCUGAGUUCCUGGAGAUGUUUGUUGGUGUGGGCCCAGCUAGAGUUCGAGAUUUGUUUUCCCUUGCUCGAAAGAAUGCCCCUUGCAUUCUGUUUAUUGAUGAAAUAGAUGCUGUGGGAAGGAAGAGAGGAAGAGGCAACUUUGGGGGGCAGAGUGAGCAGGAGAAUACACUCAAUCAGCUGCUUGUGGAAAUGGAUGGUUUUAAUACAACAACAAAUGUCGUCAUUCUGGCAGGCACCAACCGACCGGAUAUUCUAGACCCUGCGCUAAUGAGGCCCGGCCGCUUCGAUAGGCAGAUAUUUAUUGGACCACCAGAUAUAAAGGGAAGAGCCUCUAUUUUCAAAGUCCAUCUUAGACCGCUAAAAUUGGACAGUGCCCUAGAAAAGGAGAAACUUGCCAGAAAACUUGCAUCUUUAACUCCUGGAUUUUCAGGGGCUGAUGUUGCUAAUGUCUGUAAUGAAGCUGCUUUGAUUGCUGCAAGACACCUGGCAGAUGCCAUAAAUGAGAAACAUUUUGAACAAGCAAUUGAGCGGGUGAUUGGGGGCUUGGAGAAAAAAACUCAGGUUCUGCAGCCUGAGGAGAAGAAGACUGUGGCUUACCAUGAGGCAGGUCAUGCAGUGGCCGGCUGGUACCUAGAACAUGCGGAUCCACUUCUGAAGGUCUCCAUCAUCCCUCGAGGCAAAGGCCUGGGCUAUGCUCAGUAUCUGCCCAAGGAACAGUACCUGUAUACCAAAGAGCAGCUCCUUGACAGGAUGUGCAUGACACUGGGCGGCCGGGUGGCUGAAGAGAUCUUCUUCGGGAGGAUCACAACUGGUGCACAGGACGACCUCAGGAAAGUCACUCAGAGUGCAUAUGCACAGAUUGUUCAGUUUGGCAUGAAUGAGAAGGUCGGACAAAUCUCCUUUGAUCUCCCACGUCAGGGGGAUAUGGUGUUAGAGAAACCAUAUAGUGAAGCCACUGCAAGACUGAUUGAUGACGAAGUCCGGAUACUUAUUAAUGAAGCUCAUAAAAGAACAGUAGCUCUCCUCACAGAAAAGAAAGCUGAUGUGGAGAAGGUUGCUCUUUUACUAUUAGAAAAGGAAGUAUUAGAUAAGAAUGAUAUGGUGGAACUUUUGGGACCCCGACCGUUUGCCGAGAAAUCCACCUAUGAAGAAUUUGUCGAAGGCACUGGCAGCUUGGACGAAGACACUUCACUUCCUGAGGGCCUCAAGGACUGGAAUAAAGAGAGGGAAAAAGAAAAAGAAGAAACACCAGAAGAGAAAAUUGCCAACCAGAUCCAAGGAGGGUCGUCAUAGUGUGAUUUCAGUUUGAACUCUGGGCUUUCCCAGGAGAGUGAAAACACUGCCCAAGGGAUCUCAGCCAGAUGCUGACCUAGUUGAAGUGGUUGGGUGAGACAAGUCCUAGUCCUUCAUCUCAGAAGGCCUGGUGACCAGGGAAGAACGCAUGCCAGUGGAUGGUUGCUCCAUAUCUGGAGAAUUGGCUGCCCGGCAUCUACUGGGCACUUUGAGGGUCGUCAGGGAUGGACGGGACAGGUGGGCCUCCCUUGCCCUCCUUUCAUUCCUAUUUCCCCGAGUUCUCUCUGCAGAAAGGCUGUGAAAUUAAAUUGGAGUCCUGAUAAAAAUGAUUUUAUUUUACUUCCUAUUUUAAAGAUUGAAUCUAGAUGACACGUUGCUGUUGAGAUGGUUUUCUACAGAUAACUGUAACAUAUUUAAAAAUAUGAAUGUAUUGUGUAAAUAUGGCUUCUUUACAUCAAAAAAUAAAGUGUAAACUGUA
This is a messenger RNA of Suncus etruscus (white-toothed pygmy shrew), 2902 nucleotides long. It is a transcript of the gene AFG3L2, whose product is annotated as AFG3 like matrix AAA peptidase subunit 2. The coding region runs from base 10 to 2424 and encodes 804 amino acids. The record is from RefSeq and is a predicted model, not a curated record. Gene Ontology annotation, cellular component: m-AAA complex; membrane. NCBI's taxonomy places the organism in Eukaryota, Metazoa, Chordata, Mammalia, Eulipotyphla, Soricidae. The transcript has 17 exons. Gene Ontology annotation, molecular function: ATP hydrolysis activity; ATP binding; zinc ion binding. Gene Ontology annotation, biological process: mitochondrial protein processing; protein-containing complex assembly.